Molecule: messenger RNA, 3833 nt
Organism: Bactrocera dorsalis (oriental fruit fly)
Lineage: Eukaryota; Metazoa; Arthropoda; Insecta; Diptera; Tephritidae
Exons: 4
Coding region: 2958-3833 (291 amino acids)
Cellular component (GO): nucleus
Source: RefSeq, a predicted model, not a curated record
UGUACAUCAAUGUUGUUUCAUUAACUGGUGAACUCACCUUUAUUUCCGAAACUCACUUGUUAGUUAAAAAAGACAACGCACAGAACGGGUUUCCUGUAUUUUAAAUUCACAAUUCUAUUUUUUUUCUCAACUCACUUUUGUUAUUAAAGAAAUAGCGCACAGCAAUUCUAUUUUAUUUAAUUUAUAUAUAUUUCUCAAACGUUAUACAUUGAUCGAAUAUCCUAAUCGGCGGCAGAAUCGACGAACGAUGUGAAAAAUCUCAAGCUUUUUUGAGAUGAGUUAAUUAUUCGCGAAUGCGUGAACUAUGUAAAUAAAACGAAAUUGCCUGUGCCGAUUAAAUAAAAUUGCGACCGCUCGCGAAUGUUCUUCUUACACAAUUUAAUUCUUUUUUCCAAGAAUUUUAUGACUUAGCCUAAAUCUUAACCCAACGGCGUAAACUAACGGACGCGUAAGUAGGUAUGUAUUUACAAAAGAGGGGUAAGUGGAAUUCAUUUCGUUACAGUAUGGUGAGUAUAGAAAACAUUAUUAUUAGGGUGAGUACUUUAUAUAAAAAUAAACUUUAACAUUUUUUCAAUAUUUAAUAUAAAAUUAGUUCAUAUACAUUAGUUUACUAUUAUGUUUAAAAACGGUAUUUAUGUUUAAAGGGUGUCGCUUGGCGCAACACCGGCCGCCUUGACAGGAUCAUGAUCCUUCAACGUUGAUUGGUAGCAGGGCGAGCUUAUGAAUGGGCCGCUUGAUUGUGCCUGCUUUCAUUGCCACGUCUGCCACUCGCACCUUGCCGUCUUGCCCCUCUACGGUUGCGGCGACUCGUCCUAGUACCCACUGCUGCGGUGGUGUGUUGUCUUCGUGUACGAGGACGAGGUCGCCGGCCUGCAGAUUUCGCUCCGGUUUUGGACCACUGCUGCCAAAACUGUUGCUUGAGACAGCAAACAAGUUGCCAUCUCUCGCAACAACGAAUUCUGUCCGCUGGCACUUGUGCUGGUGGCAGUGCUCGUAGAGGGCAACCGAUCAGCAGGUGUGCUGGCGUUAGAGCUUCUCCAUCGUUGGGGUCCUGGCUCAACGGUGCGAGUGGACGCGAGUUGAAGAUGGCUUUCACUUCGGCUAGUACUGUUGACAGCUCUUCUGCGAUGAGAAGAGCGUUGCCGAGUGCGCGAACUACCAGGUGUUUGGCGGAUUUCACCGCGACCUCCCAUAAUCCGCCGAAGUGCGGCGCCCUGGGUGGUAUAAUAGGGUGGUUUUAGUGAAUAGAAGUGAAUUUUUUUUUCUGAAAUUUGUGUGUGCUCACUUCUAGGAAUGUGCCAUUUAGUGUAAAAAUACAAUUGUAAAAGUUUCAGCUUAAUCGAACUUUGCCUUCCCGUGCCGAAAGAGCCUUGAAGUUUGAUAAAAUGGCCAUUUUUCGCGGAAAAGCGUUAUGUUUCGAGUUUAACUUAUGACUGAUUCCACCUAUUACAAUAAAUUUAUUAUCAAAUGAAAGGUAAUUUUGUUGAAAUUAAAGUCUAUUAUAAUACAUUUUCUUUAGAAAUGUAUGGUUUGGAAGAUAUUUAACAUUUAAUGGACCAAGUUCGUGUUAUGUGCCUUUUUGGUGACACUCAUACAUGUAUUUUAAAUUAGAAUUUUAUAUAUUCAUGAAAAGUAUGAAGGCCGAAGACAGCCCUUCCUUACUUGUUUUUAAGUAUUUUUUGACAUUUUGGUGAGUUUGGCCUUGGCCUAAGAUAGUGACAUAAUUGGGCCGUCAAAUUUCUUAACUUUUCAUUCUAUGCAACUUUACUUUAGUAUAUCCUAUACUUUUACUAAAAUAAAGCGACAACAACAAAAGAUCGCAUAACUUUUAUUAACCGUUACUUUACUACUUUUUCACAUUUCAACCUCACUAAACAUAUUUUUUCUCCAAUAAGCUGGCAUCUCUAGUAUUAUUUGGUAUUGUAUAUUUCUGGCAUCUCGUGGCUGACUUGUUGCUCAUAUUUACCGCUAUGUAUUCUGGUAGUAAGUAAAACGUGGGGAAUCCCCUAUUUGAUUUUGACGCUUUAAGAGAAAUGUUAUUUUAAAGUUUGUUGUGCUAAGUGAACAGUUCGAUAUUAGAAAGUGCAAGAUAUUACAUACAUAGUUAUAUAUGUAAUUAAAUUCAAAUGGCUACUACCUCAUCUAAUGUUCGUGUUCGAUCUAAAACCUUAAUUUAUUUAAUUGGGUAUUCAUCUCAUCAAAUAAUCGGGAGUAAACUGCCAUCUAAUCAUCAAAUGUUAAAGUCAUUGUUUUACAACAUUCUUGAAGUUGGAUUACCUUUUAGUGAUACUGCAAAACUCACUCUGACGGAAGUUCUUGUGUUCUGGGAGAAAGCUAGAAUACCUUAUCAAUUACAUAAAAAUGCUGUUCGCAAAGUCGAAAAAUUAUAUAACGAAUGGAGGGCACUUCAGAAGUGUUCAAGAUUGAAGACAAAACGUCAAGAGGAAAAAAAUCUUGCAUUCACAUCCAAACUGUCCUAUCUUUUUGAUGUAGCAGUGGAAGAUGCCAUUUCAAAAAUGUCUAAUCAGGAAGAUAUUAAAUUUUUGACAUAUCAGAGAAUGAAAGGACGUCCAGGCCAUAUGGAAGGUGUCGAUGUGAAUACAGCUCUAGCUGAACAAUGAAGAGAAGCAAGAAAAGCAAAAGCAGAAGAGUGGCGAUGGCGACAGAUUUCACCAGUAAGCGCUGAAAAUGUAUGAGACAUCUCAUUGUCUUCUGAAUCAGAAGUGGAAGAAAUCACCUCGCACGAAGUAUUUACCGAUGAUGAAAAAGCCAACAAAGCGGAGACAGCGAGUAAAAAAAGGAAAUACAGUCGUGGUUAUAAAGAAGUAAUGACAGAAAAAUUAUCAAUUUUGCUAGAUAGGUGCAAAGUUUCUGAUAGAAAUGCGAAUAAUUUUCGCAACAGCUGAAAGUCUGGGGGGUUACUCUGUAAGGCGCUUCGCAAGUGAAAAAGCUCGUAAAUGAAAAAAAGCAACUCUGUAAGGCGACAAGCGCAUUGGAAAUUGCGUUUUGCGCACUUAUUUUUACCCCUUCGCAAUGGCAGCACUCUGUAUUGCGUAAACGACUGUCAAAUCUGUGCGUUUAACGUAUUUUUGAUUCGAUAUCAAACUGGCAAACGCAACGGACAAAAAAUGGAACAUUCUAAAAAUAAACAGACAAACCCAACACAGUUCGAAAUUUUAAUCAAUUUUAUGAAUACACAUUCGGAACUUUCCAAAGGACAGCUUAAAACUGUGGACGCGAAAAAUGCAGCAAAUAAUUUGUGGAAAGAGUUGGUAUGUGACCUUAAUGCUGCGGGGCCACCAUCGCGCGAUGUUUUAAAAUGGAAAAAGGUUUGGUCGGAUUAUAAAACCCAUUUAAAAGCAAAAAUGGGGCGGAACAAAGUAAGUAUUUCUGGAACUGGUGGUGGUCCUCCAAGUCAUUGCUCCUUAACACCGUUGGAGGAGCAGGUUAGUGAACUUCUGGCAAUGGAAAUAUCCGUCAGUGGAAUAAGCGGCACCUCAGAAUUUGGUGCAGUACAAUUAACACAACCAAGUGGGUCAGACAUCACAACCGACGAAUUCCGACAGAAUGAACCAACGCCAGUGGAUGAAAUGCCACAUUGUUCACGACAAAGAGUCGCUCCGCAAAAGAAAGAUAGCCUUUUAAAUAAGCAGGUGGAUAACCAAAUCGCUUAUCACAAAGACUCAUUAAAAGUGUUAUCUGAAAUUAAUGAAAAUCUGAAGAUAAUUUCAAAAUGUAUGAAUAAAAACAUAAAAUGGCUAAAAGAAAAUAUAAAUUGGCUGUUGAAAAAUUCGAACACAAAAAAAGGAUUGAUUUGGACAAAACAAAACUAA